AUGCGAGUAUUUAUGAUUCUCAUGGCCAUUCUGACCACGGUGUUGGCCAUCAAGAUCACAAGCAUCUUCACCCUUACCAUCCUGUGCUCUGACCUGAUCUACGUCAUCCUGUUCCCUCAGCUGACCUCGGUCUUGUUCGUAGACGCAGCCAACAUCUAUGGAUCAAUUACUGGGUACGUCUUGGGACUGAUUAUCCGGGUACUUAGCGGGGAGUCGAUGCUAGGCCUGAGAGCAGUUCUGCGGUGGCCUUGGUAUGAAGCGGAAACGGAUUUCCAGCCGUUCCCCUAUAGGACGUCUAGUAUGCUCAUCAGCAUGUUCACAAUCCUUCUCGUGUCACACAUCACAAACGUCGCGUUCCGUGCUGGCUGGUUGCCACGGCGAUUUGACGUACUCAGCGGCAUUGUUUGGCAUUCAGAGAGUAAAUGUAAAGAAUACGCGGAUGAACAACGAUCAGUUGAAAUUCAAAAUCUUCCGAUCGAUACUAAGGAGAAUAUUGCUUUGGAGAUACUUCCCAGACAGAUGGUAGAGAUAAAUGAAUCUGAUAACGGUGAUACAUAA
This is a messenger RNA of Lingula anatina, 558 nucleotides long. RefSeq names its product high-affinity choline transporter 1-like. The record is from RefSeq and is a predicted model, not a curated record. NCBI's taxonomy places the organism in Eukaryota, Metazoa, Brachiopoda, Lingulata, Lingulida, Lingulidae.